Messenger RNA from Pollicipes pollicipes, 1060 nucleotides. RefSeq lists its product as uncharacterized. The transcript is spliced from 3 exons. The coding region runs from base 10 to 465 and encodes 151 amino acids. The record is from RefSeq and is a predicted model, not a curated record. NCBI's taxonomy places the organism in Eukaryota, Metazoa, Arthropoda, Thecostraca, Pollicipedomorpha, Pollicipedidae.
GCGCUCGGCAUGUAUAAGAGGCCGGGGCGCGCGCCUGUUGAGGUCACACUAGCCCCGACCCGUCCCGACAUGGCGGCCGCCCGCUCUCCUGCCCUGCCGCUGCUGCUGCUGGUGGCGCUCUUCCCGGCGGCUCGCUGCAUGCCGAUUGACAACGCCCUGGACGACGAGGUCCUGUUCUCGAAGCUGCAGGCCUGCUUCACGGCCAGCGGGAUGGCGCAGCUGGACUCGCCGCUCGAGCAGCUGGCCGACAAGCUGCCGAGCUUGUCCCGCAGGAGGGACAUUCUGCAGGGUUUCCUGGACUGUUGCUCCAAGCAGGACUUCCCCGGCAUGGAGACGCUGGAGGCCAACAAGCAGGACAGCGAGGAGCUGUCGCAACAGCUGAAGGUGCUGCAGCAGAAGAUCCAGACCAUCUACAAGAACUACCUGAUGGGCACGAGCGUGGGCCUCAGCAUGCUCGGCUCGUAGACCGGCCCUGUGACCCGGCGUGCCGAGAGCUCGCCAGACCCGGGCUAGGGCCGGUGGAAAUCCGGCCAGAUCGAGUGGUCGCCGGCCCGCCCCGGAGACGGCCCGUCCGAGGGCGUGACGUCACUGGGGCUGCACGCGCGCGGCGCCGGGACACGGAGGCGGAGAGCCUCGCCGCCCGGCCGCCAGGGCUGCUGGCCGUCGCGCCGUUCGCUGAGGGUGUGCGUCCCGAGGAAUCGCGCCGACCACGGGGUCGCCCUGACCUUGGAAAUGCCCGAGGUGUAAGGAGGGCAAGCUCGCCUCCAGCUAGACAGCGAAUGGGCUGGUACUCACACCGCAUCGCUGGGCUCUGUGUAGCGUCAGCUAACUAUCAGUAUUUAUAACUUUUUGCAGGUGGCAAAUGUGCACUACACAGGCAGUGGAGGUGUGUUCAUUGUCCGCGUUGUACAUAAUGUACAUAUCUAGACAUGCCAGUUAGAUCGGCUGGGAGACAAGUGUGCAGAUAGAGACGUGACGCUCGUUUCGAACGAGCCGCAUUGCGGCACGUGGAUGUGCUUAUUGCAAUGUCUAUGCCAACAAAGAAAAUAUAUUAAUACAU